CAGAGCAGCAGAGGCCCACGGGACUUCGCGCGCAAGAUUGCAAGGAAAGGCAGCUCCUUCGCAAGGCUGGCUUGGCUUCAGCGGCGGCAGCAGCAGCAGCGCUAAGAGCAGCGGUAGCGGCAGUCGCGGGAAGGCAAGGCUGCCUUGCAGAGGCUGUGGAGCUAUGCUGGGGCCAAGCGGAGAACAAGGCGGCGUGCUCCACUGAGGCUGCGAGAUCGCUGCAAGGGCGGGGAGGCGAACUAAGACGCCCACUUGCGAGCCUGGCCAAGUUGGAGUUCGCUGGGGCGGAGUGCUUCCCGCCCGCCCCUCGCACGGAUCCUCUUCGCAAGCGGAGCCAGGAUCGCUCUUGCUCCCCCGCCCCGCCUCCCUUCAUUGCUUAGUGAAGCAAGGGGAUCGGAUCCCAUGACCUAGGGAGUGUGUGUGCAAGCCAUGCGACCCGACGACAUCAACCCUCGGACUGGCCUGGUGGUGGCUUUGGUCAGCGUCUUCCUGGUGUUUGGCUUCAUGUUCACGGUGUCCGGGAUCAAGGGGGAGACUUUGGGGGACAUCCCUCUCCUGGCCAUCGGCCCGGCCAUCUGCUUGCCUGGCAUCGCUGCCAUCGCCCUGGCCCGGAAAACCGACGGCUGCACCAAGUGGCCCGAGAACAGAUGUUGCCCGCCGUGCCGCUGCUGCCGCAAGAAGCCCAAAGACAAGGACGCCCUGGAGCUGCUGAGGACCCCCUCGGACCUGGAAUCGGGCAGGGGCAGCUGCGAUGAGCUGGCCAAGAAAGCUGCCUACGCCGCCCAAGGCAGGAAGGCCAGCCACAGAGGAGAAGGAGGCGGCGGGGGGGACUCUGUCUCCAUCAUCUCCACCUGCACCACCAUCACCACCGCCGCCGCCGCCGCCACAGGGGAGUGCAAGAGCUUGCUCAGAAAAGCGGAGCAGGAGGAGAUGCUGAGAUACUUGGAGAACUGUUACCCGGAGAUGCCUGGGAAUGUAUUUGUGGCCGACGCCACCCCCUAUCGUGCCUUAGAGGAGCAGCAGCAGGGGUCGCCCGUCUUGGAAGGGGCUGCCGCUGCCGCUGCCGCCGCCGCCGCCUGCCCCGACACGGAGGACAACAUUUUCGUGGCUCCCAGAGACAGCAUCAUCGUCUGCUCCUACAAGGAGAACAGCCCUUACGACAGGUACUGUUGUUAUAUAAAUCCCAGCGAAGAAGUCAGCUCGGACCACGAGACGAUAAUCUGACUGAACCUUGACGCCCUUUCUCCUCCUCCUCCUCCUCCCAACUUUUCUUUUCUUUUUCUUUUUCAUGUGGCCCUGUAUUUCUGAAAGUAAUAAACACUCCAAAGUAGUGACUGGUUUUGCACUGCAUGGGACAAUCCUCAUAGCUGUUAACUGGUAUGUGACUGAUACUCAAACCUUUUGUGCCUGAAAAUAUUUAAAUGUUUUUUUCUUCUUCUCCUGUUAAAAGUAAUAAUAAGCAUGUUUAAGGAGAAUCAUUCUUUUCUAUGAUGAUCACAGUGACGAUUUGUAGCAGUGAUGCUGAUGAUGGCUUUGGUAGAAAAUGUGGCGGGGUGGGGAACAGCAUGACAAUUCGAGGCACUUGCUAAACAGUUUGCAAGCAAGGAAGAAGUCAAACGCCUGUCCUUGUAAACUAAAGCUCUUUGAAUUCUUCCUCUCCACUGACUUCUGCAAGUACUCCUGAGAGGAGCUGGGGCUAAGUUUCAGUUAGCUAGAUGUUUUCUUUUCAUCAUCUGAAGGAUCAGGUAAAGGUAAAGUGUGCCGGAUCAGGCAAGUCGUGAAAAACAAGAACUGAAAACAAUUGUAACGGCCGGGAAGAACAGUGGGAGAGAAAGAGCAAAAGGUAAAACAACCCCACCUGGCAGGCAUAUUAUAAAAGAUGCAAAUAUGAUUGGCUUUUUGCUGCUUAAUAAGGAAUUGGUCAAUUUAAAAGUACUUAAUGCAUCUUAGGUUUACAACUGUUAUUUUUUCCUCUAUCUCUGUUCUAUUCUGUCACUUUAAAAAUGCAACCAGAGGGAUAAGUUGUAGCUUUUUCCAAGUUGGAUUUCCAGGGAAAUGGAUGAGAAGUGCAAUGUAACUUGUCUAAAACUGGAAAACAUUUUGAAUUUCAAUCAGUUUGUGACUUAAAAAAAUAGGAACAAAGUUUAUUGAAAUCUGGAGACAGGUUCCCUUUUGAUGGGGAUCAAUGCCCCAGGAAAAUCGUAAACCUAUUUCAAAGGUCAUAUGCUGCCCACUACAUUGGUAUUGUCAAUAAGGAAAUCUUAUUCUAAGUGUUCUGUUGUGAUUAUCUGGUCUCAGCAUUCACUGUGACUGCUUUGAAUGUAUGACAAGGAUUGGUUUGGGAAGGGAAAUGUACAUACAGUAAAGCAUGACUUGACUAAGCCCUCCAUAGUCAGAUUCCUCUAAAUAGUGGUCAUGCCUUAUAUCCCAGUUUAAGAACAGCACCCCUACAGAGCAUUAUAUGUUACACUCAGUGAAUAUUUGCAGUAGUGUAAAAUGUAAUGCCACCUAGGUGUGUGUGCAGACAUUCAGUCAUCCUUCACCAACUGUGGGUUUCCCAAUCACAGUUUUAAGUAUCCACAACUGAGAAAUUGUGGCAGAUCUCACCAACUGCGACCCAAGUAUUGGCGGUUUGGUGAGAAUUUUUUGUAAUUUGAGUGGUUUGUUUUGUGAUUUCUGGAGAUCAGGGAGUGAUUUCCAGGGCUCAGGGGUGAUAUUGGAGGAGGCUCAGGGUGAUUUUCAGGGGUUCAGGAGUGACUUUUUCUAUUUUUAACUGUAUUUUGCAAUCUUUUCAUGAACGCAAUUCCCCUAACCCAAUUUCCCAUUGGUUUUAAUGCCUUGCCAACUGCGAAUUCGCCAAAUGCGAGAAAUUUCCCCCGGAACAGAACGAUUGGUGAGGGAUGACUGUAUAUGUGAAGCAGUGCAGAUUUUCUCCUGCAGCUCAAGUGUGACUUACCCUGCCUCAAGUUCAACACAUUUGAUAGACACAUAUCAGCAAAUCAAAUGCUGCUUAAGUAAUCUGUCUUGCCCCUUUAUACUACGAUUGGGUUUUCUGCCUUUUUUAUUUUUAAAGCACCACAUGCACAUUUUUUCAAUUAAAUGUACAUUCAUUCAUACAACCUUUCCUCCCUGCCUCAAACAAGAGAGGAAAAGUAGGUCUUUGUUUUUACAUUUAUAUCCUGCUCUUCCUCCAAGUCGAGUGGUAUACAUAGUUAUGCAUAUCCUCACAACAACUUGUGAGAUAGGUGAGGAUGAGAGAAUACUGACUGGCCCAGACUCAACCAGAAAGUUUGAUGGCUGAACAGGGAUUUGGGUCCUAGCCUAAUCUAACCACUACACCAUACUGGCUAACCAUACCAGUUAGUAAUGACUGGUUUCUGGCCAAUCCAUCCUGUGCACAUCCUGCUUCAGUUGCAAGCACAUUGAACAGGUUUCUGUAACAUUUUAUGCAGGGGAGAUUAUAGCCCUAUUCACACAUUAUGUUGUACCUGCAUUCAGAUGUGUGUGCACACGUACAUGUUUUUGUGUGAAUGACUAUACUUGCAUUCAUUGUAAAAGUGAAUCUGGGUACAGUUCCCUGAAAUGCAGGAUACAGUUAGGAAGUGUACUGCUGUACCUGUGUUCAACAUAACAUGUGAACAGAACUGUAUCUGUGAAUACUGUACACAGACUGUACAAACGUGUUGAACAUAAUGUAUGAAUAGGGCUUAUAUCCCUAAUAAAAACAAUGUGAGAGCAUUUCCUCAGUGCUUCCACAAAUUAUGCCCGUACACAUAUCUAUCCAGGAUGCCUGGACAUAUGUCAUCCUGCCACAAGGCCAAUAGCCUUUUUAUUUUAUUUUAAAGGAUUAGAUCAUUCAGGGAGGAAAUGUUUUUCAAUGACCAUUAGCUGUGUCAGCUAUGGGGCCUCCAGUGAUACUGGGCAGUAUACCUUUGAAUACCUGAUGUGGGGUAAACAGUGGGGGAAGGCUAUCACUUUCACCAUGCCAUGCUUGUGAGAUUCCAGAAGCAUCUGGCUGACUGUCUUCGGAAUCAGAAUGCAGGGCUCAAUGGACCUAAUGUCUGAUCCUGCGACACAAUUAUUAUGUUCUUUUAAAGAAAAUUCUGCUCCAUCUAUGCAAUGACAGCAGUUGUGUCUAAAACCAAUUCUUAUCCAUAUUAAUGGCAAAUCACUCUUGGUUUCAAAUGCAUAGGGUCAUUGUAAGAAAUAUUCACGUCUUUCAAAAUUGUGGGUGUUCAGCAGAAUAGUCUGAAAAUGUAACCUGAAAUAAUCAAUCUGAAAUUAAGACAAUAAAUAGUGUUCUAAAACUAGUGGCCCGAUCCAGCCAAAGUGAACAUUUGUUGAUCCCAUUGAUAUACGUGUGCUGCUGUUAAGCAUGUGCUUAAACCUCUCCUCUUGAAGCCAAUGGGGCUUCAAGGUUCUUCACUCUGGCUGGGUUAUAUGCCCAGGUUUGUUUUAUGUUUUUUUUUUAAAGUAAAAGAUAAAGAAACGGGUUUAUUUGCAUUUUGGCACAACAUGGGCUGUGCAUCAAUUCCCUUUUACCCUUCAUAGUCACAAUCAUGCAAAGAAGAACAUUGUGAUGACUCAGCACAUAACAUAUUGCUGAGCGAGCCCCUCAGAGACUGCAGGGAAUGAAUCUGCAAGUCCCAUGUACAUUAUGUUUCUGUAUAAUAUGUGCAAUAUAAAUGUAAUAUUCUAUUUGAGAUUUUAUAUAUGUUAUAUAUUUAAUCUAUGCAGGAAGCUUUCCAAGGGUUAAACGUGAGAAACAAUAUAUUCAAUAAAUUCCGAGUAA
This is a messenger RNA of Hemicordylus capensis (graceful crag lizard), 4792 nucleotides long. RefSeq names its product transmembrane protein 215 (gene TMEM215). Bases 430 to 1224 code for a protein of 264 amino acids. Lineage: Eukaryota; Metazoa; Chordata; Lepidosauria; Squamata; Cordylidae. The transcript has a single exon. The record is from RefSeq and is a predicted model, not a curated record.